Thrips palmi is the source of this 1771-nucleotide messenger RNA. RefSeq lists its product as uncharacterized. The transcript is spliced from 10 exons. Gene Ontology annotation, cellular component: cytoplasmic vesicle membrane. The record is from RefSeq and is a predicted model, not a curated record. Bases 59 to 1771 code for a protein of 570 amino acids. Lineage: Eukaryota; Metazoa; Arthropoda; Insecta; Thysanoptera; Thripidae.
CCAUGAGCCGGGCUGGGACUGGCGGCCGAGGAUUAAAAGGACCUAAAGAGCCGGUAGCAUGCGCGGCAAGCGCGGCAUGCGCGUCGCCCUCGCCGGAGCCUUCGCCGUGUUCGUUUUGGCGGGAAAGGUGAGAGGCAAUGCCAUCCGAACCGUGUCAGAUAUGGGGCUGCUCCACCGAGCCAAGACGGUGAAACCUGUCCAGGUCACUUCGAAAACGUGCGACAAUGGCUUCUCCUGCCAGCCGCCCAAGGACUGCUGCCCGCAAGGGUGCUGCUACCCGCUGGGGGUGCACACCCCCUACCUGCCGUCCGGCCACGGCACCUACGGCCCGAGCUCCAGCCUGGGCGCCACCAACGUGCUGUCCGCCGUCUUCUGGAACCACUGGUUCUUCUGGAGCCUGCUGGCGCUGCUGCUGCUGUCCUGCUCCGGGGGCUGCUCGCUGUGGCGCCGGCGCCACGAGCUGGACCUGCUGGGCUGCCAGGGCUGCGGCUCGGCCGAGGACCCCGACGAGCAGUCGGACCGCGACUCCACCGCCAGCUGCUACCCGCCGCCGCAGUACUCGCGCUGCAACUCGUUCUCGCAACCGCCGCCCUACAGCGAGGUGACGUCGAAGCCUGACCUGUACCCGCUGGUCAUCAGCUACAACGACAACUCGGCCAAGGGCGGCAGCUACCUCAUGGUGCAGUACUUGCGGCACUACUUCCUGCGACCCGCUGGCGGGUCCCUCUCGCACACCAGCACCACCGACUCCAUCAGCUCCAGCUUCGCCCGUGCUGCAGCCAAUGCCGAGGCGCUGAACGCCGCGCCCCCGCAGUACGUGACGGUGGCCAACGGCGGCCAGGUUGUGCCGCCGCCGCCGCCCCUGCCGCCCUUCGGGUUCGGAGGCGCGCCGCCCCCAGCGCUGCCGCCGCCGCCAGCAGCCAGCACGCGCAGGGCCUUGCCCAGCUCGGCCUCCAUGCCGUCCGUCUGCAGCCUCCCCUCCAGCAGGCUGAGUUCCAGGAGCGGCUCCAGGACGGGCUCCAGGACGGGCUCCAGGACGGGCUCCAGGAGUCAGACCCAGAGCUACUCCGUGGCGCAGUCCAUGGCGGUGGGCGAGUGGUCCAACUCGGGCUCCAUGUCCGUGAACGUGCAGCCCGUGCGGCAGGCCAUGCCCGCCCGGCCCGCGUCGCUGCCCCAGGCGCACCCCGGCAACAGCAGCGGCCACCAGGGAUGCUCGGGCACCGUCUCGGAGGUGAGCUCGCUGCUCGGCGAGGUGUCGCCGUCCUCGCCGCCGCGCGCGCUGUCGCCGUCGGCGCCCGCGGAGCUGCGCCUGCUGCUGGAGCAGAUUGACUCGCUGACGGGGAGGGGCGCGGCCCAGCACGCCGCGGCGCACAGCCCUGGCGCGUCCGCGGGGCCGGGGCCGGGGCAGGGCGUCCGCGCGGGCCUGGGGCUGGGCCUGGGGCUGGGGUCGAGGGCGCGCCGCGGCUGGGUGGCGUGCAGGACCUCCCGGUCCGCGCCGUGCACGCCGAUGACGAUGACGACGCCGCAGCCGUCCGUGUUCCAGCCCUUCCAGCCCUUCCAGCCGGCCGCGGCGCUAGUGUCGCCGCAGCGCGACGACGACCCCCCCUCGCCGGCGCCGUCGGACCCGCCCCGGAGAACCCUGUCCACGUCGUCCAGGAUGUCCGCCACGUCGGCGUCGUCCUCGCGCCGCCACCACCGCGACCACAGUGUGCACGACGCGCUGCUGCUGCUGCAGGACGAGCAACAGGAGCACAGCGACGCCGCGCCCUGA